AAACGAUAGCUAUCGACAGGCCACCACAUAUGGGCUCAAUAUAUCGAAGUGUAUCGGGCUGCAGGGCAAUAAACAAGCAGCAGGAAUUAAUAAAAGUUUACAAUUAAAGUUGAAAUGAGCGCCGAUUUACUGCAAUUAGAUGUGGACACGCUGUUCGAGCAGCACGGCGUGUCCGAGAUCGAUGCGGUGCAGAAGAAAAUCCAAACGGUGGUCGAAAACAAGCGCGAAGAACUUCGCACAAUGGUCGGCGAACGCUAUCGGGAUCUGUUGAAGGCUGCCGACACCAUAGCGGCGAUGCAAGCAUCCGCUGGCACACUCAUUGAGCAGGUGCACUGCGUCCAGGGCAAUUGUCGCAGCCUCAAUGAACAGCAGCUGCUGGGCUUCAGGACGAUGCCAACGCCGGCAACGGAGGUGCUGCACCAGCAGCGUACUGCCAGCAAGCAGCUGAGCAACUAUUACAGCACCAUGGUGCAGACCAAGCUGCUAAGCAGCCUGCCCGAGCUCAUCUGGACGCACAUUGAUCGGGAGCAGUUCUACGCCGCCACCGAGCUAUUCACAUUCAGCCGCCACAUUAGUACCGGCCUGCAGCUGGAUGCCAAAAAUGCGCUAAUGCAGCAACUACCCGUCGCACUGAAGCAAUGGGAAAUACUGCGUCCCUUUCACUUGACCAUAAAGCAGGCGGUGCUCAGCGUUCUGGAGCGGGAAGAGCUCAGUGCCGAAAUGGCUGUCGAUUGCAUGCUUAGCCUUCUCCUGCUGGACAAAUGCAGUUUGUUGCAAGUGUUGCAAACAUUUCUCCAGCUGCGCGCCACAGCCUACGUCAAUUGUCUGCAGAGUCCGAGCAGCAGCGCCGAAAAAGCCGUCGACAAGCCAAGGCGCGUCAAGGAGCGCAUCCUGGCCAGCGUGCAAAUACUUAGCGGCACUAUUGAGCUCUUCGACACCUGUCUGAUGACAAAUGGCCUGCUGUUUACACGAUUGACCGAUUGCAUGUCGCCGACGUCGCCGCCGAGCAUUAGCCGUAUGGACAGCGGGGAGCGGCAAUUGGCGCAUUUGCUGCCCGAUAUUAUAUGUGGUUAUAGGCCACAGUUUCAGGCGCCCCAAUUGACGCAGCAGAUGCUGCACGACGCGUUGCGUCAAUGGUUGGCCAAGAUUGAUGGGCUAGCGGCCAAGCAGCUGCAGCAGAUCAUUGCACUGAUCGGCAGCAUGCAGACCAUACAGGACAUCACGUUGGAAGCGAACGAGUCGGGUAAACGCCACUACAAAGCGUUGGAGGAGCAGUUUGAAAUUGCGCCAGAGCAAUUGGAUUUCUAUCGGCUGCACUAUAUGCCGUUGAUCAAUGCACGCGUGCGUGAGAUCAUUAAGAACAGUUGGGCAGCUGCAAUGCAGCAGACAUACGAGCAGGUGGUUAGUCUGGUGCAGUCAAGCAGAGAGCCAGCGCCGCUGCAGAUUUGGCGUGAGCAGAGCGACGAUCUGCCGCUGAGUCUGGCUGCAGCGCUCGGCGAUCAACCCAAGCGUCUGGCGAAUCGCACCAAGGGCUAUGAUGUGGCCACCAUUGAGCUGUGCGCGCAGUUCAAUGCCCAACUGGGUGCCAUUGUCCACGAGCUGAAUGCGACCCUCGAAGAUCAAACGUCGCGAAUCGAGGACAAAAUUGCGCUCACAAAUUUCCUGCGCGAAACGGCGCACAAGCAGCUAACGGAAUAUUUGACAAAGCUAAAGUCGCUGGGUCUGAAGGAGCGACAGGCCUUGCUGCAGGCACUGCGCAAUACUCUCGCCUUGAUCGAGCUCUGUCCCAAUUUACAGUUGUGCUUCUCCCAGCCAUCCAACUGGCGUCAAUGGGUGGGCAAUCAGACAUCAGUUGGCGCUCAGUGCUGGCAGCGAUUGUGUUCUCUGAUCGAGCAAGAAACACUGCAGCUCUGGCUGCUCAUUGUCGAUGAUGUGCUCGGCGCGCACAGCUGUGCGGAGCAGCUGCCUGCAGUUCUCACGCACGAUGUUGUGCUGCGUGAUUUUGCGCUCUGGCAUACGCAGAUCCUCGAGCAGCGCGACGAGGAGCACGAUCAGAAUGUGCAGUCGACGAUACGGAUUCCCAGCCAGCCGCGUCUUUCGCUGCAAACGUAUUUGCAUCAGUUGAUCGAAGCGCUGAAUAUCGCUGUGCCGCAAACGUUGCCCCCCAAGGUGCUGCAGGCCUUCAACCAGAAACUGCUCACCCAAAUUCUUUGCCAUUACGAGCAAUUGGCAGCCUCGGAGUGCACAAAGAGCAGCCAGAACAUUGCACUGCAGUUGUACUUUGAUCUCAAGUUUCUGGAGCGCGUGUUUGGCGUGAAUAGCGAGGAUCGCGCAAUGUACGAACAGUUUCAUACGCUGCAGCGCAACCUGCGCGACUGCAUCGAUCCCUUCGACUUUGAGCUGUUCGCCGAGCACAUUCGGACGCACGUCUCCCGCUCCACGGCGCGGCUGCAUAGUGAAUUUGGUGUCCUUACGCCGCCACCGAUGAUCGUGCCACAGGGCGAUGCGGCGACGGCGGCAGCAGGUGGAAGCGCUCUCUCCCAUGAGGCAGAUCCCAAUGUGCUCUGCCUAAGCUCCUCGGGCUCCACGUCGCUGUGGUUUCCCCUGCUGCCCAUUGUCAUGCCUCAGGCGGCAACAACAACAACAAGCGCUGAUUGCAAGAACCUUGCAUUGGAUUCCGAUAAGGCCACAACAGCGACGACGACGACGACGACGCCAACGCGUAAGUCGCAAACACGCAAAGCCGAUGCCAACAAAUCCAAGUCGAGCGCCGCCACAUUCUUUGGCAUGUCCCAGGAUUGGUUCCGUUAGAGCCACAACUAUGCGCAAUGACCGAAAGCAGACGGGGAACCACAGAGAAGUGUAUGAAAUGCGCAUCAUCGCGCUCAGUCAAGCAUGAAGCCAUGGAACCACUGCAUCUAUUGCCACUGAAUCCUGUCGACUGUGUUUGUUUUAACUGCUCUGUUCCAAGUGCUGGACUCAAAGGCAAACCAUACCAAAUAUCGCAAUACAACUAUAUAUAGAACUUCUAAAGACGUUCGCAUUGAGAGUAUCGCGUUAUUUAAUAUCUCAUUGUUAACCUUAAAAUAUAGUUGCAUAUUUAUGCUAAAAUUGUAAUUUAAUGCGGUUUGAUGUCAUUGCAAUUGCUAUGCUAUUUUUUGCCUCCUUUCUUGCUGGCGCUGCUGGCUG
Molecule: messenger RNA, 3189 nt
Organism: Drosophila grimshawi
Lineage: Eukaryota; Metazoa; Arthropoda; Insecta; Diptera; Drosophilidae
Gene: Cog1
Product: conserved oligomeric Golgi complex subunit 1
Exons: 5
Coding region: 115-2811 (898 amino acids)
Biological process (GO): intra-Golgi vesicle-mediated transport
Cellular component (GO): COG complex; Golgi apparatus
Source: RefSeq, a predicted model, not a curated record